UCGUGAAACCACAUCGAUUCAUACGUAUGACUUAUCGAUAACAGCAAACUUUUAUUAUUCCUCUUUUCUUUGAUGUCUUGCGAACGACAUCGUUUUGCUGUAAUAAAUAACACGGCAUAAGCAGAAUUAAACAACAUGUCACGUUUCUUUGCCAACGGCUCCGACUCGGAAUCUGAAUCCAGCGAAGAGGAAGUUCAAGCAUCCAACUUCAAUAAAGCGGCCAAUUUCCAAUUUAGCGAUGACGAGGAAGAAGUUAAGCGUGUCGUGCGCUCCACCAAGGAAAAACGCUAUGAGAACCUAACAAGCAUCAUUAAAACGAUACGCAACCACAAGAAAAUUAAGGAUAUUCCCAAUACGCUGAGCAGUUUUGAGGAUUUAACGCGAGCCUACACGAAGGCCCUGCCCGUCAUCUCUAAGGAGGAGAAUGGCAUUACGCCCCGCUUCUAUAUUCGUUGCCUGGCCGAGCUCGAAGAUUUCAUCAAUGAGGUGUGGGAGGAUCGGGAAGGACGCAAGAAUCUCUCGAAAAACAAUGCCAAAUCGUUGGGCACAUUGCGCCAAAAGGUGCGAAAGUAUAUCAAAGAUUUUGAGGAGGACCUGGCACGUUUCCGUGAAGCGCCCGAUCAAGAGAGUGACGUUGAGGAGGGUGAGGGUGAACCGCAUGACAGCGACGGCGACCGUGCUGGCGCUGACAGCGACGAUGGCGUUGGCGCCGGAACCGGCAAACUAGCUGAAUUGCCGAAGGCUGCUAAAUCGGCGCCAACUAAAGCGGUUGCUGAUGAGGACGAUUCGGAUGAUUCGAUCGAUUGGGAUUCCGAUACCGAGUCGGAGACCGAAUCGUCAGAGGAUGAGAAUCUGUACCAGAAUAUGCGUGAGCGUUUCCUUAAGCGUACCACCGAGAAGGAGGACAAGGAUGAUGACAAACGCAAGGACAAGCGCAAGGAGCAGAAGCACAAGGUGCGCAAGCGUGCCGAAGACGACGAGGAUGGUGAGUGGGAGACGGUCGUCAAGGGAAAUGUCGUUGAGAAGCCCAAGAUGUUCGAAAAGGAUGCUGAAAUCGACAUUCCUCUCGUGCUGGCCAAGCUGAUUGAGAUAAUGUCGGCGCGCGGCAAGAAGCGCACCGAUCGCCGUUUGCAAAUCGAUUUGCUGUUUGAGCUGCGAGACAUCGCGGAGCAGCAUGCUCUGGGCACGCCAAUUAGUGUGAAGAUUCAUUUCAACAUCAUUUCGGCCAUCUUCGACUACAAUCAAAAGAUUUCGGAGCCCAUGAAGCUGGAGCACUGGGCCCUGCUGCUCGAGGUGAUGCAGAGCAUGAUGAAGCUGCUGCUCGCAAAUCCGGACAUCAUCAUGAACGAGAGCGUGGCCGAGGAGCACGAGGAAUAUGUAACAGCGCCGUUUUAUAUACGCGGUUGCCCUUUGGCUGCCGUGGAGCGUCUCGAUGAUGAGUUCACCAAGCUGCUGAAGGAGUGCGAUCCGCACUCGAACGACUACGUGUCCCGGCUUAAAGACGAGAUCAAUGUGGUAAAGACCAUUGAACUGGUCGUUCAAUACUUUGAGCGUUGUGGCAACAACAACGAACGUUGCCGCAUCUAUCUGCGCAAGAUCGAACAUCUUUACUACAAGUUCGAUCCCGAGGUGCUCAAGCGUAAACGAGGCGAGCUACCGGCAGCAGGCACCGCACCGUCAUCCGUUGAAGUGAUGGACAAACUGUGCAAGUUCAUCUAUGCCAAGGACGACACAGAUCGCAUAAGGACGCGUGCGAUAUUGGCGCACAUCUAUCAUCAUGCGAUGCACGAUAAUUGGUUCCAGGCGCGUGAUUUGGUUUUGAUGUCGCACUUGCAGGACAACAUCGACGCUGCAGAUCCUUCGACGCGCAUCUUGUACAAUCGCAUGAUGGCCAAUCUGGGCCUGUGCGCCUUCCGUCAGGAGAACAUCAAGGAUGCGCAUCAUUGCCUGGUCGAUCUGAUGGUCACCGGCAAGCCUAAGGAAUUGCUCGCCCAGGGACUGUUGCCUCAGCGACAGCAUGAACGUUCCGCCGAGCAGGAGAAGAUCGAAAAACAGCGCCAGAUGCCAUUCCAUAUGCACAUCAAUCUCGAGCUGCUCGAGUGCGUCUAUCUUGUCUCGGCCAUGCUCCUUGAGAUACCUUACAUUGCUGCCCACGAGUUUGAUGCACGUCGUCGCAUGAUCAGCAAAACGUUUUACCAACAAUUGCGCUCCUCGGAACGCCAAUCCCUGGUGGGUCCACCGGAAUCGAUGCGUGAACAUGUCGUCGCCGCCGCCAAGGCCAUGCGCUGUGGCAACUGGCAGGCCUGUGCCAACUUCAUUGUGAACAAGAAAAUGAAUACCAAGGUCUGGGAUCUGUUCUAUGAGUCAGAGCGUGUCCGUGAAAUGCUUGUCAAGUUCAUCAAGGAAGAGUCGCUACGCACUUAUCUGUUCACAUACUCCAAUGUGUACACCUCAAUUAGCAUACCUUCACUGGCGCAAAUGUAUGAACUGCCCCUGCCGAAGGUGCAUUCGAUCAUCAGCAAGAUGAUCAUCAACGAGGAGCUGAUGGCCAGCUUGGACGAUCCCAGCGAGACGGUGGUGAUGCAUCGUUCGGAGCCAUCGCGCCUACAAGCGCUGGCCAUGCAGUUCGUUGAUAAGGUUACCAAUCUGGUCGAUGUGAACGAGAAGGUGUUCGACAUGAAGCAGGGCAACUUCUUCCAGCGUGGCAAUAUGGGUAAUCGCGAUCGUGGCUACAAUCGCAACCAGAACAACCAAGGCGGCAAUUGGGGCGGCCAGCGUCGCGACAAUCGCAAUCAGCGCAACCGGAACCAGCGUGGACACCACAAACAACAACAGCAGCAACAGCAACAACAAGUGCAGACCAUCGAAGAGGAGUAGACACACCAAGUAGAAAAGGAAGCCUUUAAACAAAUCCAUGGAUCAUAUACUGAUACUAGGGAAAUGGAACUGUGCUGACUGUGGUCGGACCUCCGAUUUGGUUGAAACGCCAAAUCGGAGGUCUACGUUUAACUUAGCAUCAAACCAAUUCAUUGUAUCCAUUUUGUCCUUAUCAAUUAUACUGUACUGUGAAUUUGUUAUAACGCUCAUUAUGCCUAAAACCUAAUUGAUAAAUGCAUUUUGUAUGAACUAAAAUCUAAA
This is a messenger RNA of Drosophila mojavensis, 3138 nucleotides long. It is a transcript of the gene eIF3c, whose product is annotated as eukaryotic translation initiation factor 3 subunit C. Gene Ontology annotation, cellular component: eukaryotic translation initiation factor 3 complex. The transcript has 3 exons. Gene Ontology annotation, molecular function: RNA binding; translation initiation factor binding; translation initiation factor activity. Gene Ontology annotation, biological process: translational initiation. The coding region runs from base 136 to 2877 and encodes 913 amino acids. Lineage: Eukaryota; Metazoa; Arthropoda; Insecta; Diptera; Drosophilidae. The record is from RefSeq and is a predicted model, not a curated record.